Messenger RNA from Rhopilema esculentum, 2468 nucleotides. NCBI's taxonomy places the organism in Eukaryota, Metazoa, Cnidaria, Scyphozoa, Rhizostomeae, Rhizostomatidae. The record is from RefSeq and is a predicted model, not a curated record.
AUGGCAUCCGCCUAUUCUCCAGCACAAGAAGGAGAACCAGCACAAUCACCAGCACCAAUACCACCACUAGGACCAGCACCAAUACCACCACCAGACCACCCAACACACACCAGCACUAGCUCUAGAACCGGCACAAGAACCGGUACGAGUACUAGCACAAGCACCAGCACCCGCAGAAGCAUUAGCAACAGCACAAGCAACAUCACCGGCACCAGUAGAAGCACCAGCAUAAACACCAGCACAAGCACCAUUACCACCACCAGCAGCAGCACCUGCACCAACACCACCACCAGCACCAGCACCAGCCAAAGCACUAGGACAGGAAGAAGCGCCAGUACCAGCAAAAGAAUCGGCACAGGUACCAGCACAAGCACAAGCACCGGUUCCAGCGGAAGCCAAAGCACCAUAACCCGCACCACCACCAGCACCAGCAGCAGGCUUAUCACCAGGACAGGCAAAAGGACAAGCACCAGCACAAACACCAGCACAAGCACAAGCAACUGGACCAGAACAUGCUCCAGCACUUGCACCAGCACAGGCACCAGCACCAACACCAGCACCAGCACCACCACCACCACCAGCACCGACCUCAGCACUGGGACAGGCACCAGCCUAAGCACUAGCACAAGCACCAGUAUCACCACCAGCAGCAGCAUCACCACCAGCACCACCACCAGCACCAGCACCAGCCGAAGCACCACGACAGGAAAAAGUGCAAGCACCAGCAAAAGCAACGGCACAGGUACCAGCACAAGCACAAAGACCGGUUCCAGCACAAGCCACGGCACCAUAACCCACACCACCACCAGCACCAGCUGCAGCCUAAGCACCAGGACAGGAAGAAAGACCAGCACAAGCACCAGCACAAGCACCAGCACAAGCACCAGCACAAGCACCAGCGCCAGCAACAGCACCAGCACCAGCACCGGCCCAGGCUCCAGCAAUAGUACAGGCUCCAGCACAAGUGCCGCCACCGGUGCGGGUACCAGUAGAAGCAACAGCAGCAGCACCAGCACCAACCUAUGCACCAGGACAGGCCAUAACGCCGGCACCAGCACUAAAACCAAAACCAGCAGAGGCACCAGCACCAGUACCAUCACCAGCUACAGCACCAGCACCAGUACUGCAACCAGGAGCAGCACCAGCCUAAGCAACAGCACCAACUUCAGCAUUGGUACUGGCACCAGCACAAAAGCCAGCACCGGCCCAAGUAAGGGCCAAAACACAAGCAGCAGCAACAAAACCAGCACCAGCUCAAGCACCAGCCCCAGCACCAGCACAAGCACUUGCACUGGCCCAAGUUUCCGGUACGAGUACCAGCACAAAUACCAGCACCAGCACAAGUCACAGCACCAGCAUCAGCACUGGCACCAGUACAAGCAGCAGCAUAAACACCAGCAAAAGCACCAGAACAAGCGCCGGCUCUUGCACAAGCACCAGCACAAGCACCAGCACCAGCAGCAAGACGAGCACAAGCACCACCACACACACCACCACCAGCACCACCAACAUCACACCCCCCAGCACCACCACCAACCUAAGCACCAGGACAUCAGAAGCGCCAGCACUAGCACCAACACCAGCACUAGCACCAGCACCAGCACCAGCACCAGCACCUGCACAAGCACCCAGUCCAGCACCAGCACCAGAAACAACACCAGCUCCAGCACUAGUACCAGCACCAGCAACAGCAACAGCACCAUUACCAGCACCAGCGCCAUCGCAGGCACCGGAUCCAGCACAAGCACCAGCACCAGCACCAAUACCACCACCCCAACCAGAACAGGCACCAGCACAAGCACCAGCACCACCACCAGCACUAGCACCACCACCAGCACCAGCACCAGCCUAAGCAGCAGGACAGGCUUAAGCGCCAGCACCAGAACCAACACCAGCACAAGCACUGGGUCAAACACAAGCACCAGCACCACCACCAGCAGCAGCACCAGCCUAAACACCAGCACCAACUCCAGCAUUGGGACAGGCACCAGCACAAACGCCAGCACCAGCCCAAGUAACGGCCAAAGCACAAGCAGCCGAAACAACACCAGCACCAGCUCAAGCACCAGCACCAGCACCAGCACAAGCACUUGCACUAACCCAAGUUUCCGCUACGAGUACCAGCACAAGCAACAGCACCAGAAUCAGUACCGGCACCAGUGCAAGAAAGAGCAUAAACACCAGCACAAGAACCAGCACAAGCACCAGCAGAAGCGCCAGCACCGGCCCGGGCACCAUGACAAGCAACAGCACAAGCAGCAGAAGCAGCAAAAGCACUGGGAGCAGCACAAGCACCAACACCAGCACCAGCCUAAGCAGCAGCACCAACACCAGCAGCAACUCUAGAACCAGUACAGGCACCAGCACUAGUGCAGGCACCAGCACAAGCGCCGGCACCGGUGCAUGGACAAGCACAAGCAACAGCACCAGCACAAGCACCAAAUCUAGCACGAACACCAACAUAAGCA